Macrobrachium nipponense is the source of this 1092-nucleotide messenger RNA. Its product is annotated as basic proline-rich protein-like. The record is from RefSeq and is a predicted model, not a curated record. NCBI's taxonomy places the organism in Eukaryota, Metazoa, Arthropoda, Malacostraca, Decapoda, Palaemonidae. The transcript is spliced from 2 exons. The coding region runs from base 1 to 1092 and encodes 363 amino acids.
AUGUCGCAAUCCCACGCGGAGCCACAAGACAGCAGCAAUCUUAUGAUUAGAGAUGGAAGACACGACGGCCAUCGUAAUCAAGGUCCCAGGAAACAGGGCCCGCCAUCCCGAAACCCAUGGUGUACCUCGCCCACCCAUCACGGGACCCGUUGGUGGGGCCUCGCCUGCCUGUCCCAGAACCCUUCCCUUGGUGGGCCUCGCCCGCCCGUCCCAGGACCUGUGGUGGGCCUCGCCCGCCCAUCCCAGGACCCGUGGCAGCCUCGCCCAUGCGUCCUGGGACCAGUGGUGGCUGGGACGGGCGGCGGCCUCACCCACCCAUCUCAGGACCCGUGGUGGGCCUCGUCCACCUGUCCCGGGACCCGUGGUGGAUUCGCCCGCCUGUCCCGUGGACCCGUGGCAGAAUCGCCCAGCCGUCCCGGGACCUGUGGCAGAAUUGCCCGCCCGUCCCAGGACCCGUGGCAGGCCUGUCCCGGGACCCAUAUUGAGCCUUGCCCGCCAGUCCCAGGAAACAGGGGCUGCCAUCCGAGACCCAUGGUGUGCCUUGCCCACCCAUCACGGGACCCGUGGUGGGCCUCGCCCACCUGUCCCGGAACCCGUGGUGGGCCUCGCCCGGCCGUCCCAGGACCCAUGGUGGGCCUUGCCCACAUGUCCUGGGACCAGUGGUGGCUGGGACGGGCGGCGGCCUCACCCACCCAUCUCAGGACCCGUGGUGGGCCUCGUCCACCUGCCCCGGGACCCGUGGCAGAUUCGCCUGCCUGUCCCGUGACCCGUAGUGGAAUCGCCCGCCCGUCCCGGGACCUGUGGCGGAAUCGCCCGCCCGUCCCGGAACCUGUGGCGGAAUCGCCCGCCCGUCCCGGGACCCGUGGCAGAAUCGCCCGCCCGUCCCGGGACCUGUGGCGGAAUCCCCCGCCCGUCCUGGGACCUGUGGAGGCCUUGCCUGCCCGUCCAGGGACCCAUUGCGGAAUCGCCCACCCGUCCCAGGAGCUGUGGCGGAAUCGCCUGCCCGUCCCGGGACCCAUGGCAGAAUCGCCCGCCUGUCCCGGAAACGUGGGGGCCUCUCGUGAUCGUUCUUCUUCAGAAACAACGUUCUAG